AUGGAUAGUGGUACAGACUCUUCCACCAGCAAGUUUGUUCCCGAAUAUAGACGAACAAACUUCAAGAAUAAAGGCAGAUUUUCUGCAGAUGAACUUCGUCGUCGUAGAGAUACACAACAGGUCGAAUUAAGAAAAGCGAAAAGAGAUGAAGCCUUAGCCAAGAGAAGAAACUUUGUUCCCCCAACUGAUGGCGCUGAUUCUGAUGAAGAAGAUGAGAGCUCCAUUUCGGCAGACCAACAAUUUUACAGCCAGUUGCAACAAGAACUGCCACAAAUGACUCAGCAACUUAACUCUGAUGAUAUGCAAGAGCAAUUGAGUGCUACUGUCAAGUUUAGACAAAUUCUAUCCAGAGAACACCGCCCUCCAAUCGAUAUCGUCAUUCAAGCCGGUGUAGUUCCAAGAUUAGUAGAAUUUAUGCGUGAGAACCAACCGGAAAUGUUACAAUUAGAAGCCGCUUGGGCUUUGACUAACAUUGCAUCAGGUACAUCUGCUCAAACGAAAGUGGUUGUUGAUGCUGAUGCUGUACCUCUUUUCAUUCAACUAUUAUAUACCGGCUCUGUUGAAGUUAAAGAACAAGCCAUUUGGGCUCUAGGUAACGUUGCCGGUGAUUCUACUGACUACAGAGACUAUGUUCUACAAUGCAAUGCCAUGGAGCCAAUUCUAGGUCUUUUCAACUCUAAUAAACCAUCUUUGAUCAGAACCGCUACCUGGACUCUAUCCAAUUUAUGUAGGGGUAAAAAACCACAACCAGAUUGGUCAGUGGUCUCACAAGCCUUGCCAACCUUAGCGAAAUUGAUCUAUUCAAUGGAUACCGAAACUUUAGUUGAUGCUUGUUGGGCCAUCUCCUAUCUAUCUGACGGGCCACAAGAAGCUAUUCAAGCUGUGAUCGAUGUUAGAAUUCCAAAAAGACUAGUUGAAUUACUAAGCCAUGAAUCGACUUUAGUUCAAACUCCUGCUUUAAGAGCCGUAGGUAACAUAGUUACUGGUAAUGAUUUACAAACUCAAGUGGUUAUAAAUGCUGGUGUCUUACCUGCCUUAAGACUUCUACUAAGCUCACCAAAAGAAAAUAUCAAGAAAGAAGCAUGUUGGACCAUUUCUAAUAUUACGGCUGGUAAUACUGAACAAAUUCAGGCGGUAAUUGACGCGAACUUGAUUCCUCCGUUAGUUAAACUCUUGGAAGUUGCAGAAUAUAAAACCAAAAAAGAAGCUUGUUGGGCUAUUUCCAAUGCCUCUUCAGGUGGUUUACAAAGACCGGAUAUUAUAAGAUAUUUGGUAUCUCAAGGUUGUAUAAAACCAUUGUGUGAUUUGUUGGAAAUCGCCGACAACAGAAUCAUCGAAGUUACUUUAGAUGCUCUUGAGAAUAUUCUAAAGAUGGGUGAGGCUGACAAAGAGGCUCGUGGUUUGAAUAUCAAUGAAAACGCUGAUUUUAUCGAAAAAGCCGGUGGUAUGGAAAAGAUUUUCAACUGUCAACAGAAUGAAAAUGACAAGAUUUAUGAAAAAGCAUACAAAAUUAUUGAAACUUAUUUCGGUGAAGAAGAAGACGCCGUAGACGAAACUAUGGCUCCUCAGAAUGCCGGUAAUACUUUCGGCUUUGGUUCUAAUGUCAACCAACAAUUUAAUUUCAACUAA
Molecule: messenger RNA, 1629 nt
Organism: Saccharomyces paradoxus
Lineage: Eukaryota; Fungi; Ascomycota; Saccharomycetes; Saccharomycetales; Saccharomycetaceae
Gene: SRP1
Product: karyopherin alpha
Exons: 1
Coding region: 1-1629 (542 amino acids)
Biological process (GO): NLS-bearing protein import into nucleus
Cellular component (GO): nucleoplasm; cytoplasm; nucleus
Molecular function (GO): nuclear import signal receptor activity; protein binding
Source: RefSeq, a predicted model, not a curated record